UAUGGGAUGAAGAUAGGUUGUUCCUUUGUUACUGCUUCUUGGCAACUCUCUCAUCUUCCUAUUACACAUAUCUCAACUUUCAGACUUAUGUACACAUAAUGCAGAUUUAUAAUAAUCCAAAUGUAGGAUCACAAGAAUGAUGCUGAUUGUUUAAACAAGCCUCUUGAACACUUUGCUGAGAUGCAAACAAUAUUUGGAAACACCAUGGCCACAGGUAAGUUUGCAAAGGAUUCUAGUGCAGCUUUAGGUGAAGAUGAUGAAGUUCAAAAUGAAGAGGUGAUGGCACAUGCUUUCACUAAAAGGAUGUCCAGUUGUGAUGAUAAUGCCACAACAUCUUCUACAAGCAAGACCAGGAAGAAGGCAAAAAAACGUGAUAGUGAAGAGGAGGGGUUGAUUGCUGCAUUCAGAAGUGUCGGGGAUACCUUAUCCAAUGCUAUUGAGAAGGUUGCCACAGGGGACACUGAUGUGCCAGAUGAUCUUUUUGACAGUUUGAUAAACCUUCCAGGUUUUGAGCAGAACCACAUAUCUCUGUAUUUCAAUUAUCUGGUGGCGCACCCUCACAUUGCUAGAGCCUUCAACAAGUUGCCAUUCGACCACAAGUUAAUCUGGGCUCGCAAUUUCAUCAGUGAAAAGUUCCCAGGAGUGUGAGGGCAAUUGGUAGGUAGGCUUGGAGGGUUCUUUUGCUUGAACUACAUCGAACAAUGAAUUGUGAUCUAUGUACGUAUGGAUUUUGUAGAAGCCUUGAACUUGAUAUUAUGUGUACCCAGGAGUGUGAGGGCAGUUAGUAGAUAGGCUUGGGCAGUUCUUUUGCUUGAACCACAUCAAACAAUGAAAUGUGGUCUAAGUACGUGCAAAUUUUGUGGAAACCUUAAACUUGGUAUUAUGUGUAAUGCUAGAACACAUUAUUAUGUAUUGUGUGGAAUUAAUAAUAUGU
Molecule: messenger RNA, 934 nt
Organism: Zea mays
Lineage: Eukaryota; Viridiplantae; Streptophyta; Magnoliopsida; Poales; Poaceae
Exons: 2
Coding region: 181-648 (155 amino acids)
Source: RefSeq, a predicted model, not a curated record